AUGGCGCACCUGCCGCCGAGGGCGCCGAGCGCGGCGGGGCAGGACUGGUCGUCGGCCGGCGACUUCCUGGGGUUCGCGGCCGCCAGGCGGGGCGCGCACCGCCGCUCGGCCAGCGACUCGGCAGCGUUCCUCGAGGCCGUCCCGAUGGACGACGUCCUCAGCGGCGGCGCUGACUUCGACAGGCUCGACGACGAGCAGCUCAUGUCCAUGUUCUCCGACGUUGACGCGCCGGCCGUGUCGUCCGACGGCGGGGGCUUCAUGGACACGGGGGAUGCGGAGGAGGGGACCGCCGGCGCGCGCGCCGCGGACGGCUUCGGUGACCCCAAGAGGGUCAAGAGAAUUUUGGCGAACAGGCAGUCAGCCCAGAGGUCAAGAGUUCGGAAGUUGCACUACAUCUCUGAGCUUGAACGCAGCGUCACCGGUCUUCAGAUGGAGGUUUCAGCACUGUCUCCUCGCGUGGCCUUCCUGGAUCACCAGCGCUCAUUACUGACCGUCGGAAACAGCCAUCUCAGGCAAAGAAUUGCCGCCCUCGCACAAGACAAGAUCUUCAAAGAUGCUCAUCAAGAGGCGCUCAAGGAGGAGAUCGAGAGGCUACGGCAGCUGUACCACCAGCAGCAGAUCAAGGCCACAGGCGGUGCCGACAUCGCCACAUCCGCUUCAAUGCAGGCCAAGCAAGAGCUCCUUGUGUGCGAGGGAGCAGCGAUGCGAUAG
This is a messenger RNA of Lolium rigidum, 711 nucleotides long. Its product is annotated as basic leucine zipper 19-like. The transcript has 4 exons. The record is from RefSeq and is a predicted model, not a curated record. Gene Ontology annotation, cellular component: nucleus. NCBI's taxonomy places the organism in Eukaryota, Viridiplantae, Streptophyta, Magnoliopsida, Poales, Poaceae. Gene Ontology annotation, biological process: positive regulation of DNA-templated transcription. Gene Ontology annotation, molecular function: DNA binding; DNA-binding transcription factor activity. The coding region runs from base 1 to 711 and encodes 236 amino acids.